Molecule: messenger RNA, 1431 nt
Organism: Trichoplax adhaerens
Lineage: Eukaryota; Metazoa; Placozoa; Uniplacotomia; Trichoplacea; Trichoplacidae
Exons: 3
Coding region: 1-1431 (476 amino acids)
Source: RefSeq, a predicted model, not a curated record
AUGACUAUGCCCCGACAAGAAUCCUCUCCUUCCGAUGAGAUUAGCAGUGAUCCAGCUACAGAUUUAGAAAUAAGAUUAUUGUCCGAUUGUUUUAUAAAUCGAGCUUUGAGAAAAGCGGACGGUAAUAUAUUAGGUGAUAGAAUCAUUAAAGUGACCUUCAAAAAUGCCUUACAACCGAGCGCUAUUGAGGUUAUAAGAAAGCAAAUUUUAUCAUUCAAUCCAUGCAUAAGCCACUAUAGAAUUGAAGAAGCACCCAGGGCAUUUUAUUUACCUGGGAGUUUAACAAUCAAAUCGAUGUAUCAAAAUCUCAUACAGAAACAUCUAAUAGAAGGCUUGGAUUAUUCUUUAUAUCAAAAGCAAUUACAAAAGAUGAAUAUCAAGUUUACAAGUCUAGGAUCAGACGUGUGUCCCAGCUGUUUUAGCUACAAACAACAUCGACAUACAAGGAUAAAUAGAAAUUGUAUUAAAUGUCAAGAGUAUACAGCUCAUACUAAUUUCUAUAGGCAAGCACGAUUUUAUUAUCAUAUAGAUAGAAAGAAAAAACAGUCUAGCACAGAUGCUUACUUGACAGCUGAUUUGCAAAAAUUUCUACUUUUGCCUGUUCUGGCCAACCAUACACAGAUAGCAGCUAGAACUAAACGUUUAAUAUGUUUUAACCAGACCUUUGUCCCACUAGGACGAGCAACAAUGGCAGUACCCAACGUAUGCAUCCUCUGGCAUGAAGGGGAAGCCGGCAGAGGUGAUUCGGAAAUUGCAAGUGCAUUUAUUGAGGGUUUGAAAUCUUAUAAUGGAAUCGAGCACAUUACGCUUUGGCUGGACAAUCAUGCCGGGCAAAAUAAAAAUUGGACACUCUAUAACGCAAUGGCUCAUAUCAUUAACACGAAUAUCGUUAGUUUGAAAAAGCUUACUUUAAAAUAUCUUACUCCUAGCCAUACAUUUAUGACAGCUAAUCCUGUCCACGCUGCCAUUGAAAGGAAGAUAAGAAUAUCAUCCAAUCUGGAAGUCUUUCAAGAUUUAGAAAAUAUCAUUUCCAAAUCGGGUAGAAAUACUCAUGUGCGCUCGCUAAAAUAUACUAAUUUCUAUAAGUGGGAGAAAAGGCCACCCAUUGAUGAAAGGACAGCCAAUAGUGACCAUUUGACCACAGCAAGAGUUAUUCAAUUUGUAAGAGGAGAGUCUAAAAUUUAUUGGAAAACUGAUUUCACGGCAGAAAAAUUUCACUGUAGUGAAUUUCUACUAAAACAUAGGGGCGCUCGAGCACGAAAAGGGAUACUUGGAGCGGUGCUAACCCAGCCUAGAGGAAUUAACUUGGUUAAAAGGGAAGAAAUUAUUACCAAAUUAGGUUACCUAAUGCGAAAGCGCAGCUUUAAAUUCUGGACCAAUAUCUCUGCCAAGAUCGGCAUUGUCAAUCUUGCAGUUGCUGACGAUGAUUAA